GACUGCGGGGCUAGAUGGCCGUGCCGUAGGACUGGACCCAAGCUACUCUCCGCGGACCGUCGGAGGGUCGCCUCCACCUUCCGUGGUGGCGCCCCCAGUUGCCCAUACUAUCCAUGCCCUUCCUGGUGGGGGGGCAUGGCGAGCACGCUUGUUUCGGGCCCGAGGAACGCCUGGGCUUGCUCUCCCAUAGAAAGCCCCCCAAGUCAAGAAGAGCCGGGUGGAUGCCGUCUGAUAUUUUGGCCCGACUGACACACAUGGUCCUCCAUUCCUUAUUUUUGUUUAUCUAUGCCGCUCCUCCACCCCACCGCCGCUCCCUGAUCCUUUGCUCCCUUCUUUGUUUGGACAUCCCGCCCUGCUUACUGCGUAAGCGUCCUAAUAUCUUCUUUUACCUCUCGUUUGCCUUUUCUUGUCCAACGUCAUCCCGUUCAUAGAUUGGACUAGGGCUGCCUGUGGCUAGCUCCUUUCUUAUUCGAGCGUCCACCCGUCCCAGUUGCCCACCAUGGGCGUUAGCUCCGAGAAGAAGGCCGCUAAGGGGCGUGCCUCGUCGCCGUCCAUCACAGAUGUAUCAUCAACGACACAAACCGAAAGCUUGCAAGAAAUAAGCGCGUGGAAAGCAUACUGGAGAGUCUUCAGGUAUGCCGGCGCACUCGACUAUGUGCUGCUGGCCAUCGCCUGCCUUGGCGCUAUGGGCUCAGGUGUUGCCAUGGCGUCGCAAAAUAUAAUAUUUGGCCAGUUUGUCACAGUCUUCACAGACUUCGGAUCCGGGCAGUCAGCCUCUGACAACUUCCGGCAGGGCGGUGCCUCAUUAGCCCUUUGGUUUGUCUACCUGGGUAUCGCCAGGUUCGUCGCGGCUUACACAUACAACACUCUCAUGACGUACACCGCGUACCGCAUCGUUCGCAACAUCCGCCGCAUCUAUUUGCAGUCGGCCCUGCGCCAGGAGGUUGCCUUCUUCGACCUAGGAACCAGCGGCUCCAUCGCCACCCAGGCCUAUGCGAACGGCCGCCUGGUCCAGAACGGAAUCUCGGAGAAGCUCGGCCUUACUAUCCAGGGUCUUUCCGCCUUCGUCGCCUCUUUUAUCAUUGCCUUUGUCACCAACUGGAAGCUCACCCUGAUCGUGUCAUGCAUCGCUCCUCUCUGUAUCGGCUUCAUGGCCACUGUUUCCUUUAUCGAGGCCGGAUACGAGACCAAAGUCCUCAACACCCAUGCCCAAGCCAAUUCUUACGCCGAAGGCAUCCUCGCCAGCAUCCGUACCAUUCACGCUUUCGAGAUGCGCAACAGGAUUGUCGGCAAAUUUGACGAGAUCCUGACGGAAGCCCACAAUCACGGCAAGAAGAUUUCGGUUCUCUUGGGAACUCUUUUCUCGGCCGAGUACACCAUCAUCUAUCUGGGCUACGGCCUCGCAUUCUGGCAAGGUAUCCACAUGCUGGCCAGGGGCGAGGUUGCAAACAGCGGAGAGGUCUUUACUGUCCUUCUGUCCGUUGUCAUUGCUGCCAUCAGCCUGACGCAGAUGGCGCCCUACUCCAUCGAGUUUACUCGCGCUGCCUCUGCUGCCGCCCAGCUUUUUGCUCUUAUCGAUCGCCAGUCCAAAAUCGACCCCCUGGACCCCGCGGGCGAGCGUCCCACCGAGAACCGCGGUGUCAUCGAGCUUGAGAACGUCACCUUUGCCUACCCCAGCCGCCCUGGCGUCACGGUCCUCGAUAACUUCUCGCUUACGGCUCCUGCUGGAAAGAUCACUGCGCUCGUUGGUCCCAGUGGAUCCGGAAAGAGCACCAUCGUUGGUCUUCUUGAGCGGUGGUACAACCCUGCCUCCGGAACUAUCAAGCUGGAUGGCCACUCGAUUGACCAGCUUAACUUGAGCUGGCUCCGCCAGAAUGUUCGCUUGGUGCAGCAGGAGCCCACCCUGUUCCGCGGAACCGUUUUCGAAAACAUUGCGUACGGUCUUGUUGGCACGCCCUGGGAAAACGCCACCAGGGAGGAGCAGAUGACGCACAUCCAGGAUGCCGCCAAAACUGCCUUUGCCCACGACUUCAUCACCGAACUUCCUCAAGGAUACGACACCGACAUCGGCCAACGCGGUAGCCUCCUAUCUGGUGGACAGAAGCAGAGGAUUGCUAUUGCUCGUAGUGUUGUCUCUCAGCCCAAGGUUCUUCUCCUCGACGAGGCCACCAGCGCCCUUGACCCCCACGCCGAAGGCAUCGUCCAACAGGCGCUUGAUAAGGCGGCUGAGGGUCGCACAACCAUUGUUAUCGCCCAUAAGCUCGCAACCAUCCGCAAGGCCGACAAUAUUGUGGUCAUGACCAAGGGUAGCAUCGUCGAACAGGGAACACACGACAGCCUUCUUGCCCAGGACGGAACCUACGCCCGCCUUGUCAAGAUCCAGCAACUGACUCUGUCAAGCGAGCAUUCGGACACGGAGAGCGGCGAGGAAGAUGAUACCGUCAAUGCCGACGCCGACGCCGUUGGCCAGGUCAAGUCCAUGACACGCUACCCGACCGCCGACCUGGACCGCGUGAACGCCGCCAUCGAGCGCAACGACUUCGAGGCCUACAAGGGCCAGGGCUUCCUCGCCGUUGUCAAGCGCCUUGUGGUCGAGGCUCCCGAGCUACGGGUUGCGCUGGCUUCCGUCUUCCUGACCUGCGUCAUCUCUUGUGGGCUGUACCCUGCCCAAGCUGUCCUCAUGGCUUACAUGGUCGAGGUCUUCACCCUAACCGGCGACGCCAUGACCAGCCGUGGUGACUUUUUGUCGUCAAUGUUCAUCGUGUUGGCUGGCAGCUGUCUCGUCUGCUACUUUGUUCUCGGCUACGGCACCAACGUCGUUGGACAGACCUUCCAGCACAAGCUUAGGAAGUCUAUUUUCCAGAACCUUUUGCGCCAGGAUCUCCAGUUCUUUGACAGGCCCGAGAACAACAUCGGAGCGCUUGCAAGCCGUGUCGACUCCACCCCUCAAAGCGUCUUCGAGUUGAUGAGCUUCAACAUCGCUUUCAUCGUCAUUGCAGCCCUCAACAUUGCUUCGUGCAGCGUCCUCGGAAUCGUUUUCAGCUGGAAGCUCGGCCUGGUCAUUGUGCUGGCCGGUCUUCCUGUUGUCAUUGGCUGCGGAUACCUCAAGAUGCGGUUCGACGCCAGGCUCGAUCGUAACAUUUCGGCCCGCCUGUCCACCAGCUCCGCCAUCGCGUCCGAAUCUGUCACUGCCAUUCGCACCGUUUCCUCGCUUGCCAUUGAGCGCAAGGUUCUAACCAAGUACACCGAGGAGCUCGACCAAGCCGUCGGCGAUUCGCGUCGCCCCCUGAUGAUCACCAUGACUUGGUUUGCCCUGUCACAGGCGACCGAGUACUGGUUCAUGGGUCUUGGAUUCUGGUGGGGAAGCCAGCUCGUCGCCAACCGCGAGAUCACUCUUUUCCAGUUCUUCGUGUCCUUCAUGUCCGUUUUCUUCUCGGCUCAGGCAACGUCGCAGAUCUUCCAGUUCUCUACCAGCAUGACUAAGGGCAUGAACGGCGGAAACUACAUCUUCUGGCUCCAAGAAAGCCAACCGACCGUGCAGGAAAACUCCAACAACCGGGACAAGGGUCCCAGAUCUAGCGGUCCUAUUGCGUUGGAUGAUGUUCGCUUCUCGUACCCGCUGCGCCCGGACACUGCUGUGCUCAAGAACGUGUCGCUCGAGAUCAAGAAGGGCCAGUUUGUCGCCCUUGUCGGUGCCUCGGGCUGUGGCAAGUCGACCAUCAUCGCCAUGCUUGAGCGCUUCUACGACCCCACGACAGGCUCGAUUAAGCUGGAUGGUGACUCCCUGACGGACCUGAACCCGCGCCUGUACCGCAAGAUCGUCGCACUUGUGCAGCAAGAGCCUACUCUCUUCCAGGGCACCAUCCGCGAGAACAUCGCGCUCGGCAUCGACGAGUCGGAGCUACCACCAUCAGCAGACGGCGUCGUCUCGACGACGGUGCAGACUGGCUCCAAUGAUGCACAGAUCGAGGCUGCUCUGCGCGCUGCCAACGCAUGGGAUUUCGUUUCGUCGCUUCCAGACGGUCUUGCGACAUCUGCCGGCCCCAACGGCACUCAGCUUUCAGGAGGCCAGAGGCAACGUAUCGCCAUUGCUCGUGCCCUCAUCCGCAACCCUCGCAUUCUGCUCCUCGACGAGGCGACCAGCGCCCUCGAUACGGAGAGCGAAAAGAUUGUCCAGCAAGCACUGUCCGAGGCCGCCAAAGAGGGCGACCGCAUCACUGUUGCCGUUGCGCACCGUUUGUCUACAAUCAAGGACGCCGAUGCCAUCUGCGUCUUUUACGGCGGCCGGAUUGUCGAGAUGGGCACCCACGCCGAGCUUGUGCAGCAAGGUGGCCUCUACCUCAAGAUGUGCGAGGCGCAGAGCCUUGAGUAGCGCACUGUCUGCUACCCCGUUCCAUUUCCUUGUUUGCAUAAAAGAAAGUACAUGGGCUCGGCUCAUUGGUUGGGUUGGAUUGGGACUGGCGCUUCGAAUAAUGGCGGGAUAAUGUUUUUUUCUUCUUCACGCUAUCUACACGUACUGGAUAUGGGUUUUUAGAUAUCUGCGACGACUGUGUCGACAGCGCAUAUAAUAGCACCUA
Molecule: messenger RNA, 4577 nt
Organism: Gaeumannomyces tritici R3-111a-1
Lineage: Eukaryota; Fungi; Ascomycota; Sordariomycetes; Magnaporthales; Magnaporthaceae
Exons: 6
Coding region: 500-4372 (1290 amino acids)
Biological process (GO): transmembrane transport
Cellular component (GO): membrane
Molecular function (GO): ABC-type transporter activity; ATP hydrolysis activity; ATP binding
Source: RefSeq, a predicted model, not a curated record